UUUAUAUUUAGGCUGUUUAAUUGUUAAAAGCCUGUUAUUGUUAAAAGACUGUUUUAUUGUUAAAAGCCCGGCUACAUUCCCACGUAUCAGGACUGAGUGAAAUUACUGCACUACACUCACUAAACACGAAGCAGUUAUAAUGUUGAGGUCCAUGAGUCAAUUUAAUUUCUCGUUAAACGACAAUUCAUCGACUAAUGCAGCUUGGAAUGAUGAAGAAAAUGAUCUAUAUAUUAAUGACACCGCAAUUCGAUCCACCAGCCGAUAUGACUUGUUCGGACUGUUACGCAAUAGCGUUGGCAUAGCAGAAAAUAUUUGUGACGAUGCUAAACCAGCACUGCGAACCGUGACUCCUCCACUAGAAAUGCUUGAUCUUAUAAGAGAACAGGACCAAGACGAAGAGGUUCUUGUUUCCCAGAGAAAUUUUUUAAACUGGACAUUUAGCGAGGGGAAUAUAAUAGGAGCCUACUAUGAUGAAGGCGAUUUUGACAUAGACGAAUACGCAUCCACUGAUCAAAAUGAUGGUCUUACGGAGCAGUCGCAAGGCGAUAGCGGUGAGAGUCAAACGGGGAAAGAAAUUUUGAAAACUUUUGGCCCGUAUCAAAAAGGAAAUAAAAAUCCUGAAACCGCUUUAGAGGAGCCAGCAGCUUUUAUGGCUCCGAUGCAAAGUAUGUCAUAUAUGUCCGAUCCUUUGGUGAGGUAUUUCUCGUCAUUAUUGAAGCGUGGAUUGACUGAAUCGUUCCGUCAGAUUUUCCAGAUGGUAUCUGUAAAUCAACGGCAAUAUCUUGCACUACAUACCAAAAACCUUGUUACCGACAAAGAUUUUUAUAUUAAAAAAGAACCAGGACUUCUAGUCCAGCUUGGGGAUGCGUUCGGGCAAAUAGAGUUCCUCAGCCAAAAUGGUUUGCAUGAUUCCGCUUUUUCCACUUGCUACAGCUUAAUACAAGAAUACCACCAACAUCCCCAUAACGUGGAAAUUGUGCUCGAGACUCUGAAGUAUUACUUACACAAACUGUCAAAAAAGUGUCGGGAAGACGGCGGAAAGUGUCAAGCCGUGGCAUCAUGUAUUUUAGCUGAUCACCUAAAGCUGAAAGAAAAGGAUGUGGAAUUCUUCAAACUAUAUAUUGACGUAUACUUCCUGAGCAAGACAAAAUCUUGGACACUGGACAAUGAAAUAUUGUUGGCUGACCACGCCGCGAGGAAUUUGUUUGAUCUAUACAUACGAUGGGGGCAAGCGCAACAUUUUCCCGUUAUAGCUGAGGAAUAUUACAUUAAAGCCCAGAAAAUGGCCGAUCAUACUAGAAACAACCGGAUGCGGCUAACUGCGGCCUGUUGUCUGGUGGAAAGCAGCUUUCUGCUCAAUCGGCUGGAUGUCGAAGGAUCGCGAAUGAUUUUAGCCGACUUAAGAAAUUCACUUGAUAAGCAAAACAAUGCAUAUUUUGCAAUGGAAAACCUUAUGGACUGGGCAGAAGCGCUUCUGUUGCUGCGUGAAAAUCGUUACGAGAAAUCUACCGCUCGAAUGAAGCGAUACAUACACAGUCAAGAAGCUGAGGAUAACCCACAUCAGUUGCACAAAGCCUACCGCGAAAUUGCUCUGCUUUAUGAACAGCAGGGUCACACACAUGUCGCGUUCCAUCUCUUUCAAUCGGCCUGGCAAUCGAAACGCCGCGCGCCGGUUUUGCCGGAUGUCGGCGGCAUGGAAGAUACUAUUAAACAAGGAAGCCCCGAAGCGGUCAAACCGGACAACAAACACCUGGACUUCAUAAGUUACAUUAAGAGUAUCUACCACGACAUCAGCGAUCCUGCUCGUCGUAAACAUGCCGUUGAAAUAUGCCAGUUGUACUUGGAACUUAUGCGUCCUACGCGGAAGGAGAUAGAUAGCGAAGGUUACGGACAUGUCAAUAUUGACGCUAAAUUAACUUGCCUUGACCACGAAAUUCGCCUGCCGCUACCUUGUGAACACAAGGCAUAGUGUGGUGGAUCUCGUGCAUAUAGAUACUGUCUUUCAGUUAUUACACCGUAAAACAUUUAGAUUACGGGUGACUAAUGUUUUUGUGAAGUUGGCAAAUUUCUUUCGGACAAAUAAAA
This is a messenger RNA of Paramacrobiotus metropolitanus, 2085 nucleotides long. RefSeq lists its product as uncharacterized. NCBI's taxonomy places the organism in Eukaryota, Metazoa, Tardigrada, Eutardigrada, Parachela, Macrobiotidae. The transcript is spliced from 9 exons. The record is from RefSeq and is a predicted model, not a curated record. Bases 140 to 1969 code for a protein of 609 amino acids.